GUUUCCUGGGCGAAAUUUGAGAUGAUGUGACGGAGAACCGAGAAGCUUGUUUGAGACUCACGAGGGAGUUGUCAGAGCGUUGCGGAGUGGCAGAGAGGGACGGGGGGCAUAGCCGUCGUUGCCACCCUGUCCUUCUCUGCUCAAUCGUUCGAUCGUUCGAUCGCAGCUUUGGCCUCGGGCUCUGGGUGCUCUUGUGCUCUCGAGCCGCGAGAUAGAGAGAGAGGGUAUAUGGUUGCUGCUCGCAGGGAGUGGGGAGGGUGAGGUGGUGGAGCAAAGCUCCCCCCGUAGCUUGUAGCAUGGGCGGGGAUGGACUGUGAGGGGAGUACAGGGGGCUUGAGACGUGAGGAGUGAGGCGUCGUGAAGGAAAAAGAAAUUCUUGCAUCAUGAAGGCGAAUGCGGGGCUGUUGGCGGGUUCGCACAACCGCAACGAGCUGGUUAUUAUUCGGCAGGAGGGCGAUGGGCCAAAGCCGUUGAGUUACGUGAACAGCCACAUUUGUCAAAUUUGUGGUGACGAUGUGGGAUUGACCGUGGAAGGAGAAAUGUUUGUGGCGUGCAAUGAAUGUGGCUUCCCGGUGUGCCGACCUUGCUACGAGUACGAACGGAAGGAUGGUACUCAGGCAUGCCCUCAAUGUCGGACUCGCUACAGACGCCACAAAGGGAGUCCUCGAGUGAAAGGAGACGAUGAAGAAGAGGACACCGACGACCUAGACAACGAGUUUAACCACGCGGUCAAUUUGGACAACCAUGACAAACAGCAAGUUGUGGACGAGAUGCUUCACAGCCAGAUGGCUUAUGGUCGUGACACGGAAGUGAUGCUAUCUGCAACGCAGCCUCGGUAUCCCCUUCUUACAGAUGGGCACCGUCACAUGGUGUCUGUUACAAGUGAGUCAAAUGCAACAUCCCCAGAUCAUCAAGCUAUUUUCCAUGUUGCGGGCGGGAAAGGAUCUCAUACCGUUUCUUAUAGCGACAUUGGCAGCCCAGCCAGAUCAUUGGAUCCGGCGAAAGAUUUGGGGUCGUAUGGGUAUGGGAGUAUCGCUUGGAAGGAGAGGGUGGAGAGCUGGAAGUUGAGGCAGGGAAUGCAGAUGACAACGACAGCGGGAGGCCAGCUUCAAGCCAAUGGAAAGGGUGGGGAUGAUGGCAGCCACCAGGACUGCUCAGAUCUACCCAUAAUGGACGAAUCGAGACAGCCUUUAUCAAGGAAAGUUCCAUUUCCAUCGAGCAAGAUCAACCCCUACCGGAUGAUUAUCGUAAUUCGCCUGGUUGUGAUUUGCCUGUUCUUCCGAUACCGUAUCUUGAACCCCGUGAACGAAGCGUACGGACUUUGGCUGGUGUCGGUGAUCUGCGAGAUUUGGUUCGGCAUAUCGUGGAUCCUGGAUCAGUUCCCGAAGUGGCUACCCAUCAACCGUGAGACUUACCUAGAUCGACUUUCCCUGAGGUUUGAGAAAGAAGGGGAGCCGUCUCAGUUGGCGCCGGUGGACAUUUAUGUCAGUACGGUGGAUCCCAUGAAGGAGCCACCCCUGGUGACUGCCAACACUGUGCUGUCGAUUCUGGCUGUGGACUAUCCAGUGGACAAGGUGUCUUGCUACAUAUCUGAUGAUGGAGCGUCCAUGCUGACCUUUGAGGUUUUGUCGGAGACGUCGGAGUUCGCUCGAAAGUGGGUGCCGUUCUGCAAGAAGUUCAACAUCGAGCCCCGGGCACCUGAGGUGUACUUUGCUCUGAAGAUCGAUUACUUGAAGGACAAGGUGCAACCGACUUUCGUGAAGGAGCGCAGAGCUAUGAAGAGGGAGUACGAGGAGUUCAAAGUGCGGGUGAAUGCAUUGGUCGCUAAGGCGCAGAAGAUGCCCGACGAAGGAUGGACAAUGCAGGAUGGCACACCGUGGCCUGGGAACAACACACGUGACCAUCCCGGAAUGAUACAGGUCUUUCUGGGACACAGCGGCGGUCAUGACACGGAAGGAAACGAGUUGCCGCGGCUGGUGUAUGUGUCGAGGGAGAAACGGCCUGGAUUCAAUCACCACAAGAAAGCUGGUGCCAUGAACGCGCUGGUUCGGGUGUCCGCAGUGCUGACAAACGCACCAUUCUUUCUGAAUCUGGAUUGUGAUCAUUACAUCAACAACAGCAAGGCUCUUCGGGAGGCGAUGUGCUUCCUGAUGGAUCCCAUCGUGGGGAAGAGAGUGUGCUACGUCCAGUUCCCUCAGCGGUUUGAUGGGAUUGACAGAAACGAUCGAUAUGCCAACCACAACACUGUCUUCUUCGACAUCAACUUGAAGGGUUUAGAUGGCGUGCAGGGCCCAGUUUAUGUGGGUACGGGGUGCUGUUUCAAGAGGCGAGCCAUUUAUGGUUACGAUCCUCCUCCCAAAGAUCCUAAAGCAUCGAGUGGUCGCAGCCAGAGCGUGUUUCCAUCCUGGCUUUGUGGACCCCUUAAGAAAGGACUUCAAAAUGCAAGAGCGGGGAAGGGUGGAAAGAAGAGGCAGCCAUCUCGUUCUGACUCCAGCAUUCCAAUCUUCAGUCUGGAGGAUAUCGAAGAAGAAAUCGAGGGAAUGGACGAGGAGAAAUCGUCGCUGAUGUCUUCUAAGAACUUUGAGAAACGAUUUGGUCAGUCACCAGUCUUUGUCGCGUCGACGCUGAUGGAAAAUGGAGGCGUGCCUCAUUCCGCCAAUCCUGGGUCAUUGUUGAAGGAGGCCAUUCAUGUGAUCAGUUGUGGGUACGAAGAUAAAACGGACUGGGGAAAGGAGAUCGGGUGGAUCUACGGGUCUGUGACGGAGGAUAUUCUGACAGGGUUCAAAAUGCACUGCCGGGGAUGGCGGUCCAUCUACUGCAUGCCAGCGCGGGCUGCAUUCAAGGGUUCUGCUCCCAUUAAUUUGUCGGAUCGGCUGCAACAAGUGCUGCGUUGGGCUCUGGGGUCUGUGGAGAUUUCUCUCAGCCGGCAUUGCCCUUUGUGGUACGGGUAUGGCGGAGGGAAGAAUGGUGGACUGAAAUGUCUGGAGAGACUGGCGUACAUAAACACGACGAUCUAUCCACUGACGUCGUUGCCACUGCUGGCGUACUGCGUGCUCCCUGCUGUGUGUUUGCUGACCGGAAAGUUCAUCAUUCCCACGAUCAGUAAUUUGGCGAGUCUGUGGUUCAUAUCGUUGUUCAUCUCCAUUUUUGCGACGGGUAUAUUGGAAAUGCGGUGGUCAGGAGUGGGCAUCGACGAAUGGUGGAGGAACGAGCAGUUCUGGGUGAUCGGAGGUGUAUCGGCCCAUUUAUUUGCGCUGUUCCAAGGGCUUCUCAAAGUUUUCGCGGGUAUCGACACUAACUUCACGGUGACAUCCAAACAAGCCGAAGACGAGGACUUCGCGGAGCUGUACAUGAUCAAGUGGACUGCCCUUCUGAUCCCGCCCACCACUCUACUGGUGAUCAACAUGAUUGGCGUGGUGGCGGGGAUUUCAGACGCCAUCAACAACGGGUACCAGUCGUGGGGUCCGCUGUUCGGCAAGCUGUUCUUUGCUUUCUGGGUGAUCGUGCACUUGUAUCCGUUCCUGAAGGGUCUGAUGGGACGGCAGAACCGCACACCCACCAUCGUGAUCGUGUGGUCCAUCCUGCUGGCUUCCAUCUUCUCCCUACUUUGGGUGCGCAUUGAUCCAUUCCUGGCAAAGGUGAAGGGUCCCGACCUUUCGCAGUGUGGGAUCAACUGUCGAUAGGUUCUAAUCUAGAAUCCUGUGCUCAGGUUAUCGGCAUGUAAAGUAAACCCCCAUUCAGAACCACCCUACAUCGUUCUAGCUCGGAAGACGCUGAGAUCACUGUUAGCUUCGGCGAUCACACCCCUAGUUCUUCAGCAUUUGUCUGCUGCACUGAGGCUAGCGAUCAGGAUACUGCCAUUUCGCCGUGGAAGUUGAGAUUGAGGAGGGAUCUUCAGCUGGCUUGAUAAGUGUACCUGUCGCAGUGGUUCAUUUUUUCGGUGGUGUUAAAAAUUCUUGGCAUUCGGGGAUGUGUUUCAAGCUCAUGGGAGCUUUCUUUUCACACAUCGGCCAUGGCCUAUAUUGUUUUUCUCGUAUUAUAAACUUCAUGUGUGAUUUCACAGUGGAGAGUAUUUGGGUGGAGUGAACAAGUUUCAUGCUGUGAGGGAAGAUGAAAUGGUGUUUACUUUCAAAUAGACUGUUAGAUUGAUUCUUCUGAGAAGAAUGAGAGGGACUGUAUUGUUUAAUUAUUUGAAAUUGUUUCUUUCAACGAUUAAAAAUUAAAAUAAACUACUAUUAUUUUCAUUA
This is a messenger RNA of Physcomitrium patens, 4247 nucleotides long. RefSeq names its product putative cellulose synthase A catalytic subunit 5 [UDP-forming]. Lineage: Eukaryota; Viridiplantae; Streptophyta; Bryopsida; Funariales; Funariaceae. Gene Ontology annotation, cellular component: membrane. Gene Ontology annotation, biological process: cellulose biosynthetic process. The record is from RefSeq and is a predicted model, not a curated record. Gene Ontology annotation, molecular function: cellulose synthase (UDP-forming) activity.